Paramecium tetraurelia is the source of this 505-nucleotide messenger RNA. RefSeq lists its product as uncharacterized. Lineage: Eukaryota; Ciliophora; Oligohymenophorea; Peniculida; Parameciidae. Gene Ontology annotation, biological process: tRNA 5'-leader removal. Gene Ontology annotation, molecular function: ribonuclease P RNA binding. The transcript is spliced from 2 exons. The record is from RefSeq and is a predicted model, not a curated record. Gene Ontology annotation, cellular component: ribonuclease P complex.
AUGGUCAGGUUUAAGAAUCGAUACUUUGUAUGCGAAUACGUUUAAGAGAACUAAGAGAAGGAAUUCUCAGAGAGGGACCUAUUAAAUGAAAUUAGAGAUCAAGUCUAAUAUCAUUUUGGUGAUUUUGGAUCUGCCAGAAUUUAAUUUUCAUUUUAAGUAAAAUACCUAAAUACUGUGUCGAGAUUGUUUAUUUUGAGAGUGGCUAGGGAUUAUAAAAAUAUAAUAUGGAAUACUCUCUUGUUUAUGAAUAUGUUUAGAGGACUUCCAAUUAAAAUUAAAGUAUUAGGUUGUUCAGGUACAAUAAAAAAAUGCGAAAUCAAGGCCAGAAGAUUACUUACAAAAUGGGUUCAUAAAGUGUUAAAAUAUGAUAUGCCCAAUCAAUUGAGAACUACAAUAGUAAGGGAUUAUUAAUAAACUUAAUAAAUACUACCUUAAUUGACCUAAUGAAUUUUCAUUUAUAAAAAUUGUAUAUGCAAAAGCAAUUGUUAUGAAAUAUCGACAUAAA